This is a messenger RNA of Physeter macrocephalus (sperm whale), 5032 nucleotides long. It is a transcript of the gene USP3, whose product is annotated as ubiquitin specific peptidase 3. Gene Ontology annotation, molecular function: zinc ion binding; cysteine-type deubiquitinase activity. The coding region runs from base 58 to 1614 and encodes 518 amino acids. NCBI's taxonomy places the organism in Eukaryota, Metazoa, Chordata, Mammalia, Artiodactyla, Physeteridae. The record is from RefSeq and is a predicted model, not a curated record. Gene Ontology annotation, biological process: protein deubiquitination. The transcript is spliced from 15 exons. Gene Ontology annotation, cellular component: cytoplasm; nucleus.
AGAGGAUUCAAGUUGAAGAUAGAAGAGACUUCAGAAAUUUUAGCAUUGAAUAGGCUCAUGAGUAUGUGGUUCAAAGAGCAUUUAUGGUAUAAAGAAGAUUAUACACCUUGCUCUAAACAUCUAAGAAUAUAUCAGUUGGAGGUGUGCCGGUCCAACAAAAGCCCCUGGGUCUGUUUGACUUGUUCAAGUGUCCACUGUGGAAGGUAUGUGAAUGGCCAUGCAAAAAAACAUUAUGAAGAUGCACAAAUACCCUUAACCAACCAUAAGAAAUCAGAAAAGCAAGAAAAAGCUCAGCACACAGUGUGUAUGGAUUGCAGUAGCUACAGUACAUACUGUUAUCGCUGUGAUGAUUUUGUGAUUAAUGACACCAAGCUGGGACUGGUACAGAAAGUCAGAGAACACUUACAAAACUUGGAAAACUCAGCUUUCACAGCUGACAGGCAUAGGAAAAGAAAACUUUUGGAAAACUCAUCACUGAACAGCAAGUUACUAAAAGUAAAUGGAAGCACCACUGCCAUUUGUGCCACAGGCCUUCGGAAUUUGGGGAACACGUGUUUCAUGAACGCCAUCCUUCAGUCACUCAGUAACAUUGAGCAGUUUUGCUGUUAUUUCAAAGAGCUGCCUGCUGUGGAGUUAAGGAAUGGGAAGACAGCAGGAAGGCGAACGUACCAUACCAGGAGCCAGGGGGACAACAACGUGUCUUUGGUGGAAGAGUUUAGAAAGACACUCUGUGCAUUAUGGCAAGGUAGCCAGACUGCAUUUAGCCCAGAGUCCUUAUUUUAUGUUGUUUGGAAGAUUAUGCCGAAUUUUAGGGGCUAUCAGCAGCAGGACGCUCAUGAGUUCAUGCGCUACCUGUUAGACCACCUGCACUUGGAACUCCAGGGCGGUUUCAACGGUAUUUCCCGCUCAUCAAUUCUGCAAGAGAAUUCUACUCUGUCUGCAAGUAACAAAUGUUGCAUAAAUGGAGCAUCUACAGUUGUCACGGCUAUAUUCGGAGGCAUUCUCCAAAAUGAGGUUAACUGCCUCAUAUGUGGGACAGAAUCUAGAAAGUUUGAUCCAUUCCUAGACCUUUCAUUAGAUAUUCCAAGUCAGUUCAGAAAUAAGCGCUCUAAGAAUCAAGAAAAUGGACCAGUUUGUUCAUUACGAGAUUGUCUUCGCAGUUUUACCGACUUAGAAGAACUUGAUGAGACAGAGUUAUAUAUGUGCCACAAGUGCAAGAAGAAACAAAAGUCCACUAAAAAGUUUUGGAUUCAGAAACUACCCAAGGUGCUAUGCUUACAUUUGAAAAGAUUUCAUUGGACAGCAUAUUUAAGAAACAAAGUUGAUACAUAUGUAGAAUUUCCCCUGAGAGGCCUAGACAUGAAAUGCUACUUACUAGAGCCUGAGAACAGCGGCCCAGAGAACUGCCUCUAUGACCUUGCUGCUGUGGUGGUGCACCAUGGUUCCGGGGUCGGUUCUGGACAUUACACAGCAUAUGCAACUCAUGAAGGUCGCUGGUUCCAUUUCAAUGACAGUACUGUAACACUGACUGAUGAAGACACCGUUGUGAAGGCCAAGGCCUACAUCCUUUUUUAUGUGGAACGCCAGGCCAAAGCUGGGUCGGAUAAACUUUAAUACCUCCUCCAAAUCAUUAUUCGUCAACUAUACCGGACAAACAUUUCCAAUUUUCCAUAAAUACUUGAUCCAAGAUUUAAUUUCAUUAUGCACUUUUCAGUUUCCUAUUUUGGGUUUAGUUUUAUUUUGUCAAUGGUAGUGACUUACUGAACAUGGGCACCAACUAAUUUUUUUUUUUAGUUCUACCAGAAAACCUCAGCAGAUAUUUUGAUUUGCUGCUUUAGUUGUAAUAAUUCAGUUUUUAUAUGUAGUUUCAAGAACUUAGUUCUAUUUGACUUUUUUAUAUUAAUGUUCAGGUCUCACUUUGAGGCACAUUUACAUCAAUGCAUUGUUACUCUCACAUGCUGAAAGGAAGAGAUGUUCCUGAUCGUGAAGAGCAACGUAACCACCUGCUGCCUUCUCACAGCUGUUAACGGAGAUCAGGUUGGCUCAAAAUCAAGGAUCAUGUGUGCACGUAAUUUGUGGCCCACAAGAUUUCAGUGACUGCUCAGUAAUCAUUCUUUUUGCUUGUAAAAGAUAACUGAAAGGGCAUCAUUAAGUAGACCAGGUAAUUGCUGCUCUUCGUAUCUCUCAAAGCUGCUGUUUAAUCAGCACUAACUAACUAAAUUUGUUGGUUCAGUUGUAACUAUAUUGCAAAUUCAAGAAUUACCUUUUUUUUUUUUUUGGUUUUGGGGUAUUUUCAUAGAGAUAGGGGUACUGAAAACUCCCAGUAAGGCCAAAUACACUUAAGUGUUUAAAAAAUUCCAUGACUUGGCUACAUGUUAUCCAGGUGUUAUUUAUCCACUGCCAUGAAACCAUAGCUUCUGUUCGAACGCCUUUUUGAGUCAGCACCUAAUUCCCCGUUAGUUGUAGCACUGGGAUUAACUGCAUGUCCACUGUAGUCUUACUUCUUACUUGGUCACCUGAGGUUGAGAUGCUACCCUCCAGAGUUGAUUCUGACCAUCACCUAAACGUCGGGUAAUACUGUGGGGUCUGCUUCCACAGAAGGAAACUAAAGUCUUUCUUUACUAGUCUAAGUUUUAACAAUUCUCACUGGCCUAUCCUCAUAGCAGAGCAAUUGAAAAUAUUUUCACUUUGAAUAGUGGAGUUUCUAUUCUUGAGGUUAGUAGUCUGUUUUAAAAUUUUCAAGAAAAAUAGGCACCAGCACUAUUUAGAUUUAACUCAAACUGAAAUCUGGAACCAGAAUCCCAUCUAAUAAAAGUUAACUGUGCUUUCUGCAAGUGCUCCAAGCCAGCCUGUGGAUCUUGGGGUGCUGGUGGCAUGAUGUGCAAAUUAGUGAGAGAAAAGGAAGGAGCUCCAGCUAGGCCUGUGGGAUAGGACCAUGCACAUUUUCAUGUUCAUUCCUUGUCCCAAUCAUUAUUUUCCUCCCUUCCCUAUUCUCUACAAGUUGUUACAAGGGGCAGAAUGUACUUCAUGUUAAGCCAGCCAACCGGACUUUUUGCUAUUCUUGUUUUUCUGUUAAAAGAAAAAAAUAGUCCAGAUAAUUUAAGUGUAUGAAUGUAAAAGAAAGUUGGGUGGCUUUCCUCCUAGGUCGGAUAUUUGCAGUUGCAGAUGUGCUCCAUUUCCACUUUAACAUUAACCGGAUAAAUCCCACAUUUUCUCAGAGCAGAACACAUCUGCUAUAUACUUUAACUGGGAGCAAAUUACGUCUAAACUUGUACUGUCCAAUACAGCAGUCACUGGCCACAUAUGGUUAGUUAAAUGUUAAUUAAAAAUAAAUUAAAAAUUAAGUUCUCCAGUCACACUGGCCACAUUUCAAAUGCUCAGCAGCCACGUGUGGCACAGGACCACCCAGGUCUGGGACAGUUCCACCUGUGUGCAGAACCCUCUCAGACAGCACUGGUCUGCACUUUCACUCCAGAGAAAAAAGCUCUGCCAUCGUGUUUAAGUCUUACAACUUAGAAACAGAGAGCCUAGAAUUAAAAGGGAAACAUGUAUUUAAAACAGUUCACAAUGUUAAAUUAUACAGGUCGAGCCAUGUGAAAUUCUAUUAGACUGUUUUUGAUCUACAAAAAUGAGUUCCACAUAAUUUGAUCUACUAUAUCAGUGCAUUAACACCACGUCAUUGAACUUGAAACGUGCAUCUCCCUUGAUCUCGCUCCUAUGAAUCCAGGCUCUUUUGUUUAGAAGGUACACAGCUGUAACUUCUAACAUUUGCACUUAAAUCAUUAGUCUCUGGACAGGCAGCAGUUAUAAACUCAAGCAAGAAAGCCUCGGGCAGUGUUGAUGGAGGAAAGUGGCCUUUAUACCAAAUGGAACUUACAACAGACUAGACUACUUUGUUGGGGAAAGUGGUCCUCACACAGCCAACACUGUUGGCUUAGGAAAUGAACGCAUCUCCUCUCUGAAUUCUGUAGUGUUUUUAUUUCUUGAUUUUACUUCAGCAGACAUGUUUGAAGGAUAUCAUGAAGGUUCUUUGGAAAAGUGAUUGGAUCCAUGUGAACUGUGCACUUGAACACCAGUGAUGUAAAUGUGCCUAUCUGUAUUUUGAAAAUUUAACUGUGCAGCUUUAUCACGUCUAUUUCAAAAGCUGACUUCGUGCUCUUCGGGGCUCUUCCCUUGUGCCGUGUUGUCUCUAGCAUGUUUGUGGCUUCUCACUCAGAGAGCAGUGCUGAGGCAGGGCCUCACGCCGAGUCACAGGGCUCCUCGGAACAAGAAAACUUUCUCAGAAGUCCUCCCACAGAGGUGGGUGACAGAAACAGUUUGUGGCAACACAAAUCUCUCUCCAUGGUGGAGAAACUUUUGCUUAUCCACUGUAUUCUACUCAGUGUCUAGUGAUGACAAAUGUAAUAGAAUAAAACCAGUAAAGUAUAUGGGCCCUGGUUAAGUGUUAAAUGUGUAUCUCACCUGUGGAACCUGCUCAGCAGCUUGGUUUCUGGGGUUGGGGACAUAUUUAUUUCUUAAAGCCAAACCUCUUCUUCAUUGGUUUAGUGUAUGUACAUAAGUCUAUUUAGAUAUACUUAUCCCACUUCCACCUCCACCGUCCCCUAAACUUACUCACAUCCCCCCGGUUGCUGAAGUGGCCUCUCCACACAGGCCCUGGAGAAGCUCCUGAGCAAAGUCCGUUCCUGCAUCCAGGGCAUGGGUCCCAAGGGAUGAGCGUAUGGCCGCCGGAAGGUGCCCAUAGCACAGGAAGGGGUGGGCGUGGGUGGCAUCAUGCUGUGGUCCAAGGUCUGUGCAUCACCUCACUGGGUGCAGUACCUUCCCCCUCAGGUCUGACUGUGACGGACUCCAGACUGCCCUCUGUGAGUGUUGGUUGUGUGUGACGUAAUCAUUUCCACUAAAACCUAGUCUGUAUGAUGCUGAGAGGAUUAACUGUGCAAGUGACUGAUUUCAUUUAAGUUGUAAUCACAUCCCUUUUCUGCUUCACCAACCUGAACUGUUUUAUGGAAAGUAUCAUUAAAGAUCUGGUCUCUUU